Pedinophyceae sp. YPF-701 is the source of this 960-nucleotide messenger RNA. Lineage: Eukaryota; Viridiplantae; Chlorophyta; Pedinophyceae. The record is from the annotation of a GenBank genome assembly.
AUGACGGAGGGGCAGUGGACGGUGGUGGUGACGAAUGCGCCGGCCGUGCUGUUCCAGACCCCGGACCACGUGAGACGAAAGGUGGAGGGGCUGCGGGAGGUGCUGCGCGCUGGCGAGGGCGCGGAGGGGGACGUGGCCGUCGCGAAAACGAUACGCGCAAGGCCGGAAGUGCUGCACCUCUCGACCGAAAAUCUGCAGGCGAAGCGGCAUGCCUUGGAGGACAUUGUGGGCGGGCUGCUUGGGGAUGUGCGGGAGCGUGCGGGGGUGUCGGGAGGGGGCGAGGGCGCGGCGGGGGCGGGGGAGGGCGCGGGGCGGAAGCAGCGCGGCGGGAGCCGGGCGCACUGGGCGAAGGCGGGUGCGAGUGUGGAGGGUGUGGCAACGAAGAUGAUCGGGACCGCGCCAGCGCUGCUCACGGGUCGCGAGGAGACGGUGGAGGGGCGCUUAGGCGAGCUGAUGGAUCUGAUGGCGGGGAGGGUGGGGCGGGCGUGCGUGGCGGGCACCAUCAUGUCGUGCCCUCACUUGGUGUCUCGGUGCGACAUUGAGGUGGUGGAGCUGAAGUGGAGGGUGCUGGUGCGCGCGUGCGAGCGCAACGAGGGAUGGGGGGGCUGGCUGGACAGCGGGCCGGCGGGGAGCCUCGGGAUCGUGUUGAUGUCAGACGUGAAGCGCAUUGCGGUGCUGCUGGUGAUUGUGGACCUGGCGGAGGAGUGGGAGGCGGGGGCGGUGUCGGAGGUGAGGGAGGAGGAGGCGGCGGUACGGGAGGCGGCGGUGCGGCUGAUGCGGAGGGCACCCUCGACAUUGGUGGACAUGCCAAUGCCGUGGAAGAAACAACAGGGGGGGCAGAAGAAGCCGCGGAAGAGUAGGAAACAGAAGAGCGUGCUGGAGGUGGAGGGCGUGGACGUGGAGGCGUUCUGGCGGGUGGUGAAGCCGCGGGCGGAGGCGUACGCGACGGCAGCACAGUGA